This is a messenger RNA of Caenorhabditis remanei, 1068 nucleotides long. RefSeq lists its product as uncharacterized. Lineage: Eukaryota; Metazoa; Nematoda; Chromadorea; Rhabditida; Rhabditidae. Gene Ontology annotation, cellular component: heterotrimeric G-protein complex. Gene Ontology annotation, biological process: phospholipase C-activating dopamine receptor signaling pathway; adenylate cyclase-modulating G protein-coupled receptor signaling pathway. The record is from RefSeq and is a predicted model, not a curated record. The transcript is spliced from 8 exons. Gene Ontology annotation, molecular function: G-protein beta/gamma-subunit complex binding; G protein-coupled receptor binding; guanyl nucleotide binding. The coding region runs from base 1 to 1068 and encodes 355 amino acids.
AUGGCCUGCUGUUUAUCCGAAGAGGCUCGCGAGCAGAAGCGAAUAAAUCAAGAAAUCGAGAAACAGCUUCAGCGUGACAAAAGAAAUGCUCGACGAGAACUCAAAUUGCUUUUAUUGGGGACUGGAGAGUCCGGCAAAUCAACGUUCAUCAAACAGAUGCGAAUUAUCCACGGUCAAGGAUAUUCAGACGAAGACAAACGAGCACACAUCCGAUUAGUGUAUCAGAACGUGUUUAUGGCCAUACAGUCUAUGAUACGAGCAAUGGACACACUGUGUAUACAAUUUGGGGAUCAAUCAGAAGAGCUACAGGAGAAGGCGGCUGUUGUGCGGGAAGUGGAUUUCGAGUCAGUAACGUCUUUCGAAGAACCUUACGUGUCGUUUAUCAAAGAGCUAUGGGAGGAUUCUGGUAUUCAAGAAUGUUAUGAUAGGAGGAGAGAAUAUCAGCUCACCGAUUCAGCCAAAUACUACCUUUCCGAUCUCCGAAGGCUCGCCGUGCCGGACUAUCUUCCAACAGAGCAGGACAUCCUGCGUGUUCGUGUGCCAACCACCGGUAUCAUUGAAUAUCCAUUUGAUUUGGAACAGAUCAUCUUUCGAAUGGUCGACGUAGGAGGUCAGCGAUCAGAAAGGCGGAAGUGGAUUCACUGUUUCGAAAAUGUAACAUCCAUCAUGUUCCUCGUUGCACUGUCAGAAUACGAUCAAGUGUUAGUGGAGUGUGAUAAUGAGAACCGAAUGGAGGAAUCAAAAGCCCUUUUCCGAACGAUCAUCACAUAUCCGUGGUUCACCAACUCAUCCGUCAUUCUGUUCCUGAACAAGAAAGAUCUCUUGGAGGAGAAGAUUCUCUACUCACAUCUAGCAGAUUACUUCCCCGAAUAUGACGGACCACCACGCGAUCCCAUUGCGGCCAGAGAGUUCAUACUUAAGAUGUUCGUCGAUUUGAACCCAGAUGCCGACAAGAUUAUCUACUCUCAUUUUACGUGCGCCACUGAUACGGAAAAUAUUCGGUUCGUGUUUGCCGCCGUCAAAGACACAAUUCUACAGCAUAAUCUGAAGGAGUACAACUUGGUGUAA